AUGCAGCCGGCAAUGAUGAUGUUUUCCAGUAAAUACUGGGCAAGGAGAGGGCUUUCUCUGGAUUCAGCGGUGCCCGAAGAGCAUCAGCCACUUGGCAGCUUAACACUAAAUAAAGCAAACUCUGGCAAAAAUGAUGAUAAGAAAGGCAACAAGGGAAGCAGCAAAAGUGAAACUGCUACGGAAAGUGGCAAGACGGCGGUUGUAUUCUCUUUGAAAAAUGAAGUUGGUGGAUUGGUCAAAGCGCUGAAACUCUUUCAGGAAAAACAUGUCAACAUGGUUCAUAUUGAGUCCAGAAAAUCCAGGCGAAGAAGCUCAGAGGUGGAGAUCUUUGUGGACUUUGAGUGUGGCAAAACAGAGUUCAAUGAGCUCAUCCAGUCGCUGAAAUUUCAGACUACAAUCCUGACGCUGAAUCCGCCGGAGAGCAUUUGGACAGAGGAAGAAGAGCUGGAGGACGUGCCCUGGUUCCCGCGCAAGAUCUCUGAAUUGGACAAGUGCUCCCACCGAGUGCUCAUGUAUGGUUCUGAGCUCGAUGCUGACCACCCAGGAUUUAAGGACAACGUCUAUCGACAGAGAAGAAAGUAUUUUGUGGACGUGGCCAUGAGUUAUAAAUACGGCCAGCCCAUCCCCAGGGUGGAGUACACGGAGGAAGAAACGAAAACCUGGGGCGUUGUAUUCCGGGAGCUCUCCAAACUCUACCCCACCCACGCCUGCCGGGAGUACCUGAAAAACUUCCCUCUGCUGACGAAAUACUGUGGCUACCGGGAGGACAACGUGCCUCAGCUGGAGGAUGUCUCCAUGUUCCUGAAAGAAAGAUCUGGCUUCACGGUGAGGCCGGUGGCUGGAUACCUGAGUCCGAGAGACUUCCUGGCGGGACUGGCCUACAGGGUGUUCCACUGCACCCAGUACAUCCGGCACAGCUCUGACCCCCUCUACACCCCGGAACCAGACACAUGCCAUGAACUUCUGGGACAUGUUCCACUACUUGCGGACCCCAAGUUUGCUCAAUUUUCACAAGAAAUAGGCCUGGCAUCUCUGGGAGCAUCAGAUGAAGAUGUCCAGAAACUAGCCACGUGCUAUUUCUUUACAAUUGAGUUUGGCCUCUGCAAGCAAGAAGGGCAGCUGCGGGCAUAUGGAGCAGGACUGCUUUCUUCCAUUGGAGAAUUAAAGCACGCUCUUUCUGACAAGGCUCGUGUGAAAGCCUUUGACCCGAAGACAACGUGCCUACAGGAGUGCCUUAUCACCACCUUCCAGGAGGCCUACUUUGUUUCUGAGAGUUUUGAAGAAGCCAAAGAAAAGAUGAGGGAUUUUGCAAAGUCAAUUACCCGUCCCUUCUCAGUCUACUUCAAUCCCUACACAAGGAGCGUGGAGAUUCUGAAAGACACCCGAAGUAUUGAGAACGUGGUGCAGGAUCUCCGCAGCGAUCUGAACACCGUGUGUGACGCCUUGAACAAAAUGAACCAGUAUCUGGGGAUCUGA
Molecule: messenger RNA, 1476 nt
Organism: Pipistrellus nathusii (Nathusius's pipistrelle)
Lineage: Eukaryota; Metazoa; Chordata; Mammalia; Chiroptera; Vespertilionidae
Source: the annotation of a GenBank genome assembly